AUGUCUGGGCGUGGCAAGAAGCCUGCAAAGCCUGCAACCAAGGAACAAAAAAACAAGAGUGCAAGAGCUGGCUUGCAGUUCCCAGUGGGCCGCAUUGGACGUCUUUUGAGGCGGGGUCGGUAUGCAGAAAGAGUGGGUGUUGGCGCCUCGGUGUACAUGGCUGCUGUGUUGGAAUAUCUGACUGCAGAGCUACUGGAGCUGGCGGGAAAUGCUGCUCACGAGAACAAGAGGCAGCGAAUUGGGCCACGCCACAUCCAGUUGGCGAUCAGAAGCGAUGAUGAGUUGAACAAGCUGUUUGCACAUGUGACCAUUGCGGAAGGUGGAGUUCUCCCCCACAUCAAUGCUCUCCUUCUUCCCAAGAAAACAGCACCGUCCUCUGUUCCCCAGGAGGAACCUUAUAAGGGGACCUGACCUCAUGCGACUUUUCUGUCUCUUACUGUCUGAAAAAGCUCCUCGUCCUUUUCAUGUAGCACUUUUGCUAGGAAGA
Molecule: messenger RNA, 487 nt
Organism: Podarcis raffonei (Aeolian wall lizard)
Lineage: Eukaryota; Metazoa; Chordata; Lepidosauria; Squamata; Lacertidae
Product: histone H2A, sperm-like
Exons: 1
Coding region: 1-411 (136 amino acids)
Cellular component (GO): nucleosome
Molecular function (GO): protein heterodimerization activity; DNA binding; structural constituent of chromatin
Source: RefSeq, a predicted model, not a curated record